This is a messenger RNA of Protopterus annectens (West African lungfish), 1679 nucleotides long. It is a transcript of the gene FBXL7, whose product is annotated as F-box and leucine rich repeat protein 7. The transcript has 3 exons. Gene Ontology annotation, biological process: SCF-dependent proteasomal ubiquitin-dependent protein catabolic process. NCBI's taxonomy places the organism in Eukaryota, Metazoa, Chordata, Ceratodontiformes, Protopteridae. Bases 116 to 1504 code for a protein of 462 amino acids. The record is from RefSeq and is a predicted model, not a curated record. Gene Ontology annotation, cellular component: SCF ubiquitin ligase complex. Gene Ontology annotation, molecular function: protein binding.
CACUUAUACAAACUUGGCUGGAGACCAGCUUGAGAGCCUGGGGAGAUUAUUUUGCUGAAGCUUUUGAAUCCAAGUUUGCAUCUAGGUGACUUCUGGAAAAGAUAUUCAGUAAUUGAUGUUGAAUUCUGACAGAAAGCCCGACUGUAUACUCCAAGAUUCUGACCUGAGUAUGAGAACAGUGAGCACACCCAGUCCAGCUCUAAUAUGCCCUCCAAAUUCGCAACCAUUCCAAAAUGGAAGAGAAUCCUCAACGUCCUCUUCUUCAGUCACUGGGGAAACAAUUGCAAUGGUCCAUCAACCGCCAACCACCAAGCUUCCUCGUCACCUUGUCAGAACAGCAUCUAGGUCACAGAAGGAAAAGGCUCUUAUUGAUUGUCUGCCAGAUCAGUGUAUGGUUCAAAUCUUCUCUCACCUGCCAACUAACCAGUUGUGCCGUUGUGCUCGAGUGUGCCGACGAUGGUAUAACCUUGCCUGGGACCCACAUCUAUGGCGGACAAUUCGUUUGACUGGAGAGCUCCUCAAUGUUGACCGAGCUUUGAGAGUAUUGACUAGAAGACUUUGUCAGGACACACCUAAUGUAUGUCUGAUGCUAGAAACAAUUAUUGUUAAUGGUUGCAAACGCCUUACAGACAGAGGAUUAUAUACUAUCGCACAAUGCUGUCCAGAACUCCGAAGACUUGAAGUUUCAGGUUGCUACAACAUAUCCAAUGAGGCAGUUUUUGAUGUUGUGUCUCGUUGCCCAAACCUAGAGCACCUAGAUGUUUCAGGGUGUUCCAAGGUGACUUGCAUCAGUUUGACAUGGGAGGCAUCGAUAAAGCUCUCACCUAUGCAUGGAAAACAAAUUUCUAUACGUUAUCUGGACAUGACAGACUGCUUUGUCCUUGAGGAUGAAGGAUUGCAUACAAUUGCUGCCCACUGCACUCAGCUUACCCAUCUUUACCUGCGCCGUUGUGUCCGCCUGACAGAUGAGGGCUUGCGAUACUUGAUGAUAUAUUGUUCAUCCAUUAAGGAGCUAAGUGUAAGUGACUGCCGAUUUGUUAGUGAUUUUGGACUAAGAGAGAUUGCAAAGCUAGAAUCACGCCUAAGAUAUCUCAGUAUUGCCCACUGUGGCCGGGUCACAGAUGUUGGUAUUCGUUACAUAGCAAAAUAUUGCAGCAAACUCCGCUACCUUAAUGCUCGAGGCUGUGAGGGUAUUACAGACCAUGGAGUGGAGUACCUUGCCAAAAACUGCACAAAACUCAAAUCCCUAGACAUAGGGAAGUGCCUUUUAGUCUCAGAUGCCGGACUAGAAUUUCUUGCUCUUAACUGCUUUAAUCUGAAACGUCUCAGUCUUAAAUCAUGUGAAAGCAUCACAGGCCGAGGACUUCAAAUAGUUGCUGCCAACUGCUUUGAUCUGCAAAUGCUAAAUGUACAGGACUGUGACAUCUCAGUUGAAGCACUGAGGUUUGUAAAACGUCACUGCAAGCGCUGCAUAAUUGAGCAUACCAACCCUGCAUUCUUUUAAUAUGAAAAUAAUUUUACAGUUUUGAAUAUUGUUAUUUGAAAAAAAAAAUGUGAUCAAAGCUUCCAAGAUACAGUGCAUGAUCACAGCACUCCAGAGUACUUGGCAUGUGAUAGUAUUAUUGAUUGAUUUCAUCCUGAAACUUUUUCCAUAUCUAAUACAAGACUUUACUAGAAUU